Oppia nitens is the source of this 862-nucleotide messenger RNA. RefSeq names its product cathepsin C-like. The transcript is spliced from 3 exons. Lineage: Eukaryota; Metazoa; Arthropoda; Arachnida; Sarcoptiformes; Oppiidae. The record is from RefSeq and is a predicted model, not a curated record. Gene Ontology annotation, molecular function: cysteine-type endopeptidase activity. The coding region runs from base 29 to 862 and encodes 277 amino acids. Gene Ontology annotation, cellular component: lysosome.
AGGAGUGUAUAAACUAAAUAUAUAAAUAAUGGUUAAUAGGGUUGUUAUACUAAUAUCAGUGUUGGUAUGUCUAUAUAGUGUACGAUGCGAUACACCGGCCAACUGUACCUAUGAAGACAUACGUGGAGUUUGGUUAGUGUCUGAAUCCGAGCGAUCGGCAGAAAGGACAGAGAAGUGUGACGGCACUCAACGAUCACUCUAUAAGGUUAAGAUUGAACUCCAGUAUCCAAACAUAGCAGUGGAUGAGUUUGGCAAUAAAGAGUCACGCAUACGUGUGUUAACCAAAAACAAAGAACAAUUGGUUUUUUCGCCGCAAGACGUGGUCAGCUGUUCCGAGUACUCGCAGGGAUGCGCCGGUGGUUUUGCAUAUUUAACUGCUGGAAAGUAUGCACAAGAUUUUGGUGUUACAAUAGAAGAUAACUUUCCCUAUGUGGGCCAUAAUUCAGAGUGCAAGGCCAAAAAAGUGGGAAACAGAUAUUACACGGCCAACUAUAGCUAUGUUGGCGGCUAUUACGGUGCCGGCAACGAAGCUCGUAUAUUGGUAUCACUGAUCAACAACGGGCCACUGGCUGUUGACUUUCAAGUAGAAAGUGAUUUCCAGUCGUAUCAUAAAGGUAUCUAUAAACACACUAAGGUAUCGGUCGACAAUAGUCUGGUCAGAUAUAACCCGUUCUUUGAGGUCAAUCACGCCGUACUGGUGGUAGGCUAUGGUGUGGAUAAAGAGACAAAUACCAAGUAUUGGAUUGUGAAAAACAGUUGGGGCGCCAAUUGGGGUGAAAAUGGCUACUUUAGGAUAGUGCGCGGAAUCAAUGAAGUUGGCAUUGAAAGUGCCGCUGUCGAGGUCACACCUAUACCUAAUUAG